This is a messenger RNA of Hydatigera taeniaeformis, 249 nucleotides long. NCBI's taxonomy places the organism in Eukaryota, Metazoa, Platyhelminthes, Cestoda, Cyclophyllidea, Taeniidae. The record is from the annotation of a GenBank genome assembly.
AUGGAAAUCUGGCCGCUUAUUUUGUGCAUCCAUCUUCAAAUGCAGUCACUUUGCCUCGCGCUUUUCACAUCACCCUCAGCUUCUGCCAGUCCCGCGACUCGAAACUUCCCCUGCCGUUUUCGCCGCUCGGAUGUUACGCACUGCGCUAGUCAAUACCAUAUCGCUCGCAUCCCUGACGAGAUGCAAAGCUACGGGUUUGGCUUUGGCUCGGUGGAUGAUGCCGAAGCAAUGUGCAAGUAUGAGCAAUGA